AUGCCGCCCCAACCAGCCGCUUGGGAUUGGCUGUCCACUCUGGCGAAAAGGGUUGCCGUGUGUCUCCCUGCCAUCGACUGCCAGCAUCUCGGGUGCCUGGCUGGCCGUGUGUCCAUGCGCAUGUCCAAAUCUGAAUCAAUAGCACCAGCGGGAGCGCCAGCGAGAGCGCCAGCGCAAAGAAUGACGAAGACGAGGAGGGCAGAGGCUAGGCAAGGGGACGGGGUCGAACCAAUGGCCAUCGAGGGGCGGAGACCCAGGGGUUGUCCUCGACACGGCCGCAUCGAUUGGGCCAUUUCAGACGGGCGUCCCACCCAAAAGGCGGAUGCGCCGGGGGACAUGCGAGAUUUGCUAUCCACUUGCCAGCAUCAGGGCAUACUGCCAAGAUAUAUCAAAUCGAAUCGACUUCCCGUCGACUUGCCGGCUCUUUGGGUCGUCUGA
Messenger RNA from Verticillium dahliae VdLs.17, 438 nucleotides. RefSeq lists its product as uncharacterized. The transcript has 2 exons. The record is from RefSeq and is a predicted model, not a curated record. NCBI's taxonomy places the organism in Eukaryota, Fungi, Ascomycota, Sordariomycetes, Glomerellales, Plectosphaerellaceae. Bases 1 to 438 code for a protein of 145 amino acids.